This is a messenger RNA of Leptopilina boulardi, 1770 nucleotides long. RefSeq lists its product as uncharacterized. NCBI's taxonomy places the organism in Eukaryota, Metazoa, Arthropoda, Insecta, Hymenoptera, Figitidae. Gene Ontology annotation, biological process: protein localization to plasma membrane. The transcript has a single exon. Bases 222 to 1766 code for a protein of 514 amino acids. The record is from RefSeq and is a predicted model, not a curated record. Gene Ontology annotation, cellular component: plasma membrane.
UAAGGAGAAAUUACGCAUAACUGCCCAACCCUGACAAAAAAUAGUUUGUAGGCAACUUCAAACCAUUGACACUAGUUAAACCGAUUUUCAUAUUUGUGUUUACAUAUUAAUAUGAAUAAAAAUUUCAUUUAAAUAAGAUAUUUUGUGAAAGAUUAAUAUAAUGUCUUUCACUGAAACGACAAAUUUAAGAAACAAAUUUAAAUUUCUCAAUUGUACAAAACAUGAAUUACUUUAAUUUCUGUUUUCAUAAAAAAGUUCAUCCCCUUUUGGAUCAAGAUCUCAAAAAUCGAAUAGAAAAUCUCGAGAAAAUUAUUCUUUCCCUAAGACCCGAUGGUAAAAAUAUUAAAUCAGUGAGAAAUAAAAGUUUACAGUCUCUCAUUAAAAUUCUUCAGCAAUCAUCACAAAAUCAAUUACAAUUGGAAAAUCCCAAAAUUAUUAUCAAUUGUUCUCUGAAAAUUCUCUCUCAAUUCGAUGAUAGUUUCUGGUACAUUGACACGUGUGGAUGGAAACGUCGUAAACGUUAUCAAGCAGCAAAACAGUGUUAUAUUCAUCUUUUGAAAAUAUUUAUUCCAAUAAAAUGUCAACAAAUCGUUGAAAUUGUCAUUAAUCAUCUCAAUGAUGAAAAUCUUUGGCAAAUUGAAGAUUUAUGUUCGGAAAUAAUUUGGGAAUUAAUUGAAUCAGGUGCACAUGGUGCAAUUGUUGCACAUGCAUUGUGCGAUAAAGUUGAAGAACAAAUUUCAUUAAUUAAUAAUGCACGAACAAUUAUAAAAACACUCUAUGAAUUACUCGCUAUUUAUAAAUGGCCACAAACUGAAGAAACUGUUAUUUUUAUUGAAAGACUAUUGAAACUUUAUCUCAUGAGUUUACAAAAUCGUUCCGAUGCAUUUACACGUGGUUUUGAACUUUGCAUUCGAUAUCUUAUAAAACAAACAUCAAAUUCAUUGAUAUUAAUUUUUAUUCAUCGAAUGUGUUAUUGGGCAAUUAAUGAAAAUACAAAAAAAUAUUCAAUUUUAGAUUUUGGCAGUACAUUAGAAUAUGCGGCUUAUAUGCAUGAAACUGAUCUUUUUGAAAAUACUUUGACAGACGAAAUAUUUCCUCUUGUUGUAAAAAUGAUAAAAUCAUCAAAUCGUCUCGUUAGUCUUCUUGGUAAUCGUGUAAUGCAAUAUCUUAUUGAUCGUGGAAAAAAUCGAUUUCUCUUUGAUACGCCAAAGAUUUUUUUUCAACAUUCUCGAUUUCAUUUAAAUAAUCGACCAUAUCGUAUGGAGGAUAAGGCAUUUUUAAAAAAACAUCGUGAAGAUAUACACGAAUGUCUAUUGAUGAGUGUCAUUAAUCAUUGUUCAUAUCGAUUAAAUUUAGAAACAACAUAUUGUACAAUAUGUUUAAUUGCCGUUGAAAUUCCUUGUGGAUUCACUGCAGCAUCAUUGGCAUGUCUCACUAUGACAAUACAAGAUAAAAUAAUGUCACUAGGAAAUUUUCAUCGUGAAUCUGUUUAUCAUGUUCAUGUUUUAAUAAUUUCAAUAAUAUCACUUUUAUGCUGGUUACAUCAAGCUGAAUCAUUUUAUGAAUAUGUGAAUAAAAUAAUUAUGGAGAGAGCACAAUGGGCACCGUAUUUAAAUCCACCAAUUCAAUCACGUUAUAAUUUUGCCACACAUCAUGUACGAUGGGAGAAACCGGAACUUUUUUUCAUCGAUUGGGAAGUACGUUAUGGACUAUGGAAACAUUUUCGUCUACGUCAGGAUUCGAAAAAAAUUAUUAAAACAGAAUGAAAUG